Molecule: messenger RNA, 264 nt
Organism: Brenthis ino (lesser marbled fritillary)
Lineage: Eukaryota; Metazoa; Arthropoda; Insecta; Lepidoptera; Nymphalidae
Source: the annotation of a GenBank genome assembly
AUGACGCAUGACCUUGAUCGAGCCUUGCGUCUUUUAUUCAGCGUGACUCGAGCACCAAGGUAUUUUGGCAUAUUACAGGAUCACAGAGGUCAGCCUCUCUCCGUCGAGAUAUCUGAAGAGUAUAUGGAUCAAGAUUACAUUGCAACAAAUAGAAAUCCCUUAGAUAUGGAUGACUUUGAUGAUGACGAAACAGAAGAGAUACUCGAUGAAAAAGACAAAGAUAUCAAAUUACUCAAUAAAUACAAUUUACAAGCUGGACCCGUG